This is a messenger RNA of Mytilus californianus (California mussel), 423 nucleotides long. RefSeq names its product myb/SANT-like DNA-binding domain-containing protein 3. Gene Ontology annotation, cellular component: nucleus. The transcript is spliced from 3 exons. Bases 1 to 423 code for a protein of 140 amino acids. The record is from RefSeq and is a predicted model, not a curated record. NCBI's taxonomy places the organism in Eukaryota, Metazoa, Mollusca, Bivalvia, Mytilida, Mytilidae.
AUGGACAGGCAUUUGAUCAAGAGCAAGAAACGAUCUCCAAAUUUUUCCGAAAUCGAAAUUCAAAUUAUGCUGGCCGAAGUUGAAAAACAUAAAGGAAUACUAUUCAGCAAGUUGUCAAAUGUUGCGACAAAUAACAUUAAGAAGAAGACAUGGGAUGGUAUUUGUACUAAGAUGAAUUCUUCAAAUACCCACCACCUAAGAACAGUUGAUGAAAUUCGAAAGAAAUGGACAACAUAUAUGAGCAACGCCAAAAAGAAAGUGGCACACAAUAGACGUGAGGCAAGAAAGACAGGCGGAGGUCCUCCCCCAGAAGACAUUUCCUCCAUGGAAGAUCAGGUGGUAGGGAUUAUUGGAGACACGCCUAUAGAUGGAAUAGACGGAGGAAUAGACACAGAUUUGUUGAAUUUGGAGGUAGACGUUUAA